Messenger RNA from Talaromyces stipitatus ATCC 10500, 1323 nucleotides. RefSeq lists its product as uncharacterized. Bases 79 to 699 code for a protein of 206 amino acids. The record is from RefSeq and is a predicted model, not a curated record. The transcript is spliced from 2 exons. NCBI's taxonomy places the organism in Eukaryota, Fungi, Ascomycota, Eurotiomycetes, Eurotiales, Trichocomaceae.
AUCCCCGUCUUGUUUUUGUACUUUGAACUCUCAAGAAAGAAAUUUGUCUUUCUAUCCAAUUGAUUAUCUACAAGCAACAUGGCAGAAACUCAUACGGAUCGGACCUGGGGUGAAGAACCCGGUCUGGUCAAGAUUCUACAUUGGUACAAGCUAUUCGACUCGACUACACCACCCCGACUGGGCAUGGAUAUUGAUAAACGCCUACCCCUAACAGCCUUCACUGCUUUCUCGGUCGGACUCGGCGUUGGCGCAAACCACGGAGCUCGAAAAGCAGCCUACCAGUUCCGAGCGGAAAACGCUCACAGAUUCCCGACGACGUCGACCGGAUGGUUCCAAUACCACAAAACGAAGAAUUACAAGGCAAUUGUUGGUGGAGUGUUUGAUGGAUUCAAAUUGGGGACGAAAUUGGGGGUCGGGGCAAUGGCUUUUGUUCUCUUUGAGGAGACUGUGGACUGCGCUCGUCGUGACCGUCGAGAUUUCCUUUCUACUGUCAUUGCUGGCCUGUCGUUUUCAGGAAUCUAUAGCUUGCUAACUCGUCACGAUAUCUACACCGCCGCCCGCACAACAAAGCUAGGACUUAAGCUAAGUUUAGUGUACGGACUGACUCAGGACGCUCUUGCUACAAUGAAGGGCAAUCGUCCGCCAUACAUACAGUAUCUAUUCGGGCCAGGCAAUUCCGAAGUUUCCAAGCUUGUGUGAGAGCUCGCGCGCUACGAUGGAAGCGGAUGAUAUCUCAGUCGAAACGGCAAUUAUCUAGACACACGACAAGAUCCUUCGGUCCUAUGUCUAAUUCUGGAUCUAUUGGCAUAACUGCUUCCGGGCGGUAUGGCAUUGGAGAGAGCAAGUGCUAAAGUCGUGCUUUCAGAGUUGCACAUAACACGGCAAUACCUCUCAAUGAUCGGCUAAACUCGAGAAGCUGGCAAGGCAAGUCUUUCCGCGCACGUGGAUCAAUUUGGCAACGAUUGACACGUGACUUUCCUCAGUGGGAGCAAUUCUGUCAUCCCACAUUUUGUUUCGAGAUCCAUGCCUACGGGGGACCAGCGCGGAUUGGAUGAUGCCAGCAAUCUUUCAGGAACAGUCAAAUGCCAUCGCUGCUCUGCUGUAGGCUAAUGCAUGCCAUGUUCCCAGAACGUCGGUGGGGGCCGGUUUCACCUGUUUGGGGCCGAUGGUUAGACGACUCCUGGUUUCUUUCUGAAGGUAUCCCUGGCGCCGACUCCAAUUGGCAGACAAUAAUGAGCUUGUAUAAUAAUGAACUCGAUUCCAAAUACAAUGUCGCAUCAAAAAAUAUGUAUAUAUGCCGUAGAAAUAGGAAAGAGCCUGCAC